CUCUGGACAGCCAAACAGGAUAGAGAAUCCCAACCACACCAGGCAAGGAGCGGCUCCUCCUGCUAGUAGACUGCUACAGCGGAACUGAUCAACACCCACGUCUUGUGAGCAGGCCUUCAGCUGAUUAUCGACUAUGUGGCUGUAUGUGCUGCUCUUGUGCUGCUUCCUCUGGGUUGCCGUUUGGUACUUCCGUGACCAGCAGAUGUUGCGUUCCUUCAAGGAUAAAUAUGUCUUCAUUACGGGCUGCGACACGGGCUUUGGGAAUUUGCUGGCCAAGCGUCUUGACAAGAAGGGUUUUCGCGUGUUGGCAGGCUGCCUAACCCUGAAAGGGGCCGAUAGCCUGCAGCGGGCUGCUUCACCGAACCUUCGCACCACCUUGAUGGACGUCACCGACUCUGAGAGCAUCUGCAAAGCGGUGGAAUGGGUGCGGACUGAAGUGGGCGAAAAAGGGCUCUUUGGGCUGGUGAACAAUGCAGGCGUGGCCAACCCCAUUGGCCCCACAGAAUGGAUGCACAUAGAGGAUUACCGCCAGGUCAUGGCUGUCAACACCUUUGGGGUAAUUGAGGUAUCGUUGGCCUUUCUACCACUCCUCAAGCAGGCACGUGGCCGCGUGGUCAACAUUUCCAGCGUUUUGGGUCGUCUCUCAGCAAAUGGCGGUGGCUAUUGUAUUUCCAAAUACACGAUCGAGGCCUUCUCUGACAGUCUCAGGAGGGACGUGCAUCAUUUCGGGGUAAAAGUUUCCAUCGUGGAGCCCGGCUUCUUCAAAACUGCCGUGACUAAUCUCGAAUCUCUCGAGGCCUCUUUACGGCAACUCUGGGACCGCCUGAGCCCCGAGACGCGACAGAGCUAUGGAGAAGACUUCUUUCGAAACUAUGUGAAAGUCCAGAACUUCAUCAUGAACCUCGUAUGUGACCCAGACCUCAGCAAAGUGACCAACUGCAUGGAGCACGCUCUGCAGGCCAAGCACCCGCGGACUCGUUACAGCGCUGGCUGGGAUGCCAAGUUGCUGUGGCUUCCAGCCUCGUACUUGCCCGCUUUCAUCGUGGACGUUGUGCUGGCUGCCAUUCUACCAAAGCCAGCCCAUUGCGUCCGCUAGGUCCCAAAGCCUCUUUCCCCAACCCCAGCUCUCAAGUGUAAAAGAAAGACUGAACAAUGCAAAAAGAGGCCUGUCUUCAAUUAAAGCGACUGUCCUGCCCCCUAAUUUUCCACACUACUUAAGAGGGUAAGACUCCCGGUAAAAGAGGCUGCUGCUGCAGGUUAAGUAAACGAGUUUGGCAGCAGAGUUCCUGGUCCAAUGGGAGAAGGCAAAAGGGUGAUUUGAGUGAGAGUGACAGCUGGAAAAAAAUCACCUAUGCCUAUUCCUUAUACACACCCGCAGAAUCACCUGUAUUGUGGCUUGCCAUUCCAACAGACACCGGCCUAGGGUGGCGGCUGUCCAGCAGGGAAUACUUUGCGUAUCAAUUCCUCUAUCAUAAUUUUUUUGUGCAUCACAGAGGACUUGUAGGGCAUGCUGUGAGGCACACACUCACUUCACUCAGCAGGUCUGUUCGGUUUUUCCAUUGUCCCAAACAAGGCCUGCCACACACAAUACUUUCCUUAUCUGCCUAUUACUGGGAGUAACAGCAGUGUUAGGCAAACCAAAUCGAGGGGAACUUCCCCCGCUGUUACUGACCUAAGGAAUUUCUAGCAAGCAUCAUGAAAUCCCAGAGCUCCCUGGAGCAUAGCUAAAAAAAAAUAAUUGACAAAGGGAAACGCUUUGCUAGAGCAGAUAUAAUGUAAACGGUAAGCACGUGAAUUCAGUUGGCUGAGACACACUUGGAUAUGGGCAAGUGGAGAAAAUUGUUCUAUGUCUGUACACCGUGCGUUUCUCUCAUCCCAGAGCGGGCAGCGGGAAGGGGGAGGAGAACACGGCUUUCACUCGGGGUCAAGCUCGGCAUCCUCACUUUAGAAAUGCGGAAGUGCAGCUACACUGCAGGAAGUGUGACGAUCAUCCAAACCACGGGACUCGGAGGGAGAUGAAGGAUCGUUUCUCAGGCAUAAAAGGAGGGGGGGGGUGCAACACAGUACAUGCACAACUUGCCUUUCUUUGCACUUGGCUUAAGCAGAACUAAAACGUGUCUGCCUAAAACCUUAGCCAUUUCAUUGACCGACAGACAGUGAUCCAAGUGGGAUAGCACUGGGGGAUAAAAUCCAUCCAUGUACGGUAUUGAGCAAAGUCACUAAGGAGAAA
Messenger RNA from Eublepharis macularius, 2230 nucleotides. It is a transcript of the gene RDH5, whose product is annotated as retinol dehydrogenase 5. The transcript has 5 exons. The coding region runs from base 134 to 1096 and encodes 320 amino acids. NCBI's taxonomy places the organism in Eukaryota, Metazoa, Chordata, Lepidosauria, Squamata, Eublepharidae. The record is from RefSeq and is a predicted model, not a curated record.